AUGAGAGAUUAGAAGUAAUCACACACUUACUUGUUCUUCGAUUCGUUUCUGGGAACUAGCUCUGAAAGAACAACGAUGGCUAUGGCCGCUUUGAAUCAGCUUUUCUACGUCCUCGCGACAAAACCCGAGCAGGAGAAGAUAACGCCUGAAGAGUCUAGUGCUAUUAUCUCUUGCCAUUACAAAGUUUUGUGGACUGCUAGUUUUGCGUCUGGUGUAGGGGGAGGUUUAACUUGGCAAGUUACAAAGAAGUUGAAAAAGCCGAAAGGACUUGAGAGGAUUGCUCUUGCUACUGGAGUGGCUGCUGCGACUUUUGUUGUUGCUUGGAAACGGGCAAGUUCCAAAAAUGCAGUUUCAUGCCUUGAUCAUAUCCUUAGUCAAGAUGCAACACGAAUGCAGAAAGAGCUUGUCAAUGUCUUAGUCAGGUCCAAUAGAGGUGAAGAUUGGAGGUGGCAACUUAUGUCCAAGCAUUUUUACCCCGAAUCUGUUUACGGUGAUGAAGGAGACAAACCUCAAAUGCGUUGGCGUAGACGAACCACUUUCACCGAAAUUGCCUCUUCUUAUGAUGAUGUCAUUGCAACCAAAUCUCAGAGAAACCCCAGUGGCUUACCAAACCCUUCUCAUCGAAGCAUUUCCAAUGGAUCUGAUGCUUCAAAGACUAAACCGAUGCUCCAAAAUAGCUCUGGAAACUCAGAUGGCGAAAUGCCGGAAGAAGAUGUUCUUGACAUUGUAUUUGGUGGUUCAGAACCAACAGAGAGCAUUCCUGCGCCAGUUAUUUCAAAGGUUGCUAGCAAAACGCAAACUCGCAAACAGAAAAGAGCUCAACGGAGACAGAGGCUUAAAAACCGUGAAGCUUCCACAAAUACUCCUCAGUAUGAACUUGCAUAGAGAAAACAAAACAAUUAUGCUUCUUCUGCUUUAUGUUUAUCACCAUGUAUUUGUCUCUUUAUCGAUGGUUCCAAGUUUUAAUCCCAAUUUGUCAUUUUGAAUCCCAUUUUAUGAAGGAUGAUUAUGUAAGAAUAUUGUUAUUGAAGAUGAUAAGAUCUUUUCAUUGUACCUUA
Molecule: messenger RNA, 1058 nt
Organism: Arabidopsis lyrata subsp. lyrata
Lineage: Eukaryota; Viridiplantae; Streptophyta; Magnoliopsida; Brassicales; Brassicaceae
Exons: 6
Coding region: 76-885 (269 amino acids)
Source: RefSeq, a predicted model, not a curated record